UUAACAUUGAUAGCAAGAGAAGCACUGAGAGCGAUAGAGAGAGCUUUAACAUAGACAGAAAGAGAGAGUGAGAGAGAGAGAAAGCGUAGAACGUAAUAGAAUGCCAUUGCGAAAGCCUCUUCGCUUAGUACGAACAAUAGCAACGAUCUGCCUGGAUGUAGCAUUAUUGAGCGGCACCAGACGGAUGAACAACACAAUCAAAUUGCGCCAGUUGGCCACAAAACCGCCCACACUGAAGGCGCUGCAGAGGCCAGCUGUCGGUAUUAAUGGCUGCUCCCAGCCGCAGCCGGAUCAGAUGAAGUACUCGUUCUCGGAGCUCGUCUUCUCGGAUCGCCGUAGGACGCUCACCGAGCAGGAUGCUCGAGAGGAAGCGGAAUAUAAUGCUGACAUUGAGCAGCUGAAAGAUCUGCAGUCGAAUCGGGAAAGCAUCCAGAACUCUAUUAACACUCGCUGCGAUACGCUGGCCAUUACAUUGAAGUAUCUAGAGCGGAGUGGCUUAACCUUAGAAGAUGUGGAGAAGCUGUCCGUUAUUCAUGUAGCCGGCACCAAGGGCAAGGGCUCCACUUGUGCGCUGACCGAGUCGAUAUUGCGGCAGUAUGGAGCACGGACGGGCUUCUACAGUUCGCCCCAUUUGGUGUCCACGAACGAGCGCAUACGGAUCAAUGGCGAGCCGCUGGCCAAGGCGAAGUUCACGCAUUUCUUCAGGCUGGUCUACGAUCGUCUGCUGUUCGGUCGGGAGCAUGAACGGGAUAUGCCGGCGUUCUUUAUGUUCCUGACCAUCGUCGGGUUCCAUGUGUUCAUCGCGGAGCGCGUGGAUGUGGUGGUGCUGGAGGUGGGCAUCGGCGGUGAGCUCGACUGCACGAACAUUUUGCGCAAUGUGCGCACGGCGGGCAUCACGUCCCUGUCGCUGGAGCAUACUCAAGUGCUGGGCAACACCAUCAAGCAGAUCGCCUGGCAGAAGGCGGGCAUCAUCAAGCCCGGCGCCCACGUCUAUACGCACGUGACGCAGCCGGAGUGCCUGCAGGUGAUACGCGAACGGGCAGCCGAAAAGCACGCCCAGCUCUUCGAGGUGCCCCAGGCCGAGGAGCUAUUCGCCCUCAAUCAGCGCUCCGACUUUCUGAACAGCUGCAACGACUAUGUUCGACUCAAUGGGUGUCUGGCCAUCGCGUUGGCCUACGACUGGCUGCGCCAGUCAACGGGUCGACUGCACCGCGACUAUCCCCUCAACUGGCUGCAGCUCACCGACGAGGUGCUCCACGGCAUCAGCCAGGCCAAUUGGCCCGGUCGCUGCCAGCUGGUCCAAUACGAGAACAUGCGCAUCCAUCUGGAUGGAGCCCACACAGUGGAGAGCAUACGCGUCUGCUGCAACUGGUAUCGGAAGAGCACAAAAUACAGUCGCAAUCCAAGUAUCUUGGUCUUUAAUCGCACUGGUGAUACGGAUACAAAGGCCCUGCUGCAGGUGCUGCAGCAGUCGUGUAGCUUCGAUAUGGUUUGCUUUGUGCCCAAUUUGUCCAGCGCCAAGGCCAAUGAUCCCAACCAGACCAGCGUCUGCUACAGUGAUGAGGCGCAGCGGGAGCGAGCCAGCCUGAUCGCCGAAGCCUGGCAGCAGCUGUGCGAUGCUAAUAAGCAGGUCAACCGCGGGCGAAUGUACAACACGGUCUGGGAUGCCUUCGUUGAGAUGCGCAAACGUUAUCCGGCCCACAUUGAGCUGGAUGUGCUGAUCACGGGAUCCAUUCAUUUGUUGGGUGCUGCCAUAUUGAUGCUAGACGAUUUCCAUUUGGGGGCGAGGGCAACAAAUGGCAGCACCUGAGUGAGAACACCUGCGUUGCACUGUACUUGAAGGCUAUGUUUCUCUAGAUUAUAGACUAGAUAUUUAAUCCCAGA
Molecule: messenger RNA, 1884 nt
Organism: Drosophila navojoa
Lineage: Eukaryota; Metazoa; Arthropoda; Insecta; Diptera; Drosophilidae
Gene: Fpgs1
Product: Folylpolyglutamate synthase 1
Biological process (GO): tetrahydrofolylpolyglutamate biosynthetic process
Cellular component (GO): cytosol; cytoplasm; mitochondrion
Molecular function (GO): ATP binding; tetrahydrofolylpolyglutamate synthase activity
Source: RefSeq, a predicted model, not a curated record